GUAGUCCCCGUUUCUGGUGCUUUAGUCUCCUUGCAAAGGCCCACUCCGGCCGGGAAAAGAACAGGCAAAAGAGCUUUUACAAACAGUGUCUACUUCUUGAGCAAGGAAACAAAAUCCUAUAAAAUGACCAUCUUCGACCUGUCAUCUACUUCAGUUUCGUGAAUCGUGAUCGUUCCGGGAGUCGAGAAUGGCUGGCGAAGGAGAGGGCCCAGCGAUAGGAAUCGAUUUGGGGACGACGUACUCGUGCGUGGCAGUGUGGCAGCAUGAUCGAGUAGAGGUCAUAGUGAACGAUCAGGGCAACAGGACAACGCCGUCUUAUGUUGCCUUCACUGAAAAAGAGCGUUUGGUUGGUGAGGCAGCCAAAAACCAGGUGGCCAGGAAUCCCACAAACUCCAUCUUUGAUGCAAAACGGUUGAUUGGUAGGAGAUUUAGUGAUUCCUUAGUUCAGAACGAUAUCAAGCUCUGGCCUUUCAAGGUCAUUGAAGGUCCUUCCGACAAGCCAAUGAUUGUGGUCAAUUAUAAGGGUGAAGAGAAGCAUUUUGCUGCAGAGGAAAUAUCAUCCAUGGUCUUAAAAAAGAUGCGUGAGAUUGCAGAGGCCUACCUUAGCACAACUGUAAAAAAUGUUGUAGUCACUGUCCCGGCUUACUUCAAUGACUUACAGCGUAAGGCCACAAAGGAUUCUGGAGGCAUUGCAGGACUUAAUGUUAUGCGAAUAAUCAAUGAACCAACGGCUGCAGCCAUUGCUUAUGGUCUUGACAAGGUGGCCAUUGAUAAGAAAAAUGUAUUGAUCUUUGAUUUGGGUGGUGGUACUGCAGAUGUCUCUUUACUUACCAUUGACGAUGGUACUUUUGAAGUGAAAGCCGUUGCUGGAGACACUCACCUCGGAGGUGAGGACUUUGACAACAGAAUGUUAAAGCACUUCGUUGAAAUAUUUAAGAGGCAGCAUAAGAAGGACAUUAGUGGAAAUGCCAGAGCUCUAAGGAGGUUGAGAACUGCUUGUGAGAGAGCAAAAAGGAUUCUUUCUUCUGCAGCUGAGACUACCAUUGAAGUUGAUUCUUUAGAUAAUGGUAUUGAUUUCUCCUCAAGUAUUACUCGUGCCAGAUUUGCGGAACUCAAUAUGGACUUGUUCAAGAAGUCUAUUGAGCUUGUGGAGAAGUGUUUGAUUGAUGCUAAGAUGGAUAAGGGAGGAGUCCAUGAUGUCGUUCUUACUGGUGGUUCUUCCAGGAUUCCCAAGGUGCAGCAGCUUUUGCAAGACUUCUUUGAUGGAAAGCAGCUUAAUAAGAGCAUCAACCCAGAUGAAGCUGUGGCUUAUGGAGCUGCUGUUCAAGCUGCAAACUUGGCUGGAAUGGGCAAUGAGAAAGUCCAAAACAUUGUGUUAUUGGAUGUCACCCCGUUGUCCCUUGGGAUUAACGCUAAUGGAGGGUGCAUGUCUGUUGUAAUUCCAAGGAAUACUGCCAUUCCCACCAAGAUUGAACAUGACUACACCACCGCCUUUGAUAACCAAACUUCUGCUUUGUACCAAGUUUAUGAGGGUGAGAGAGCAAGAGUUGUGGAUAACAACUGGCUGGGGGAAUUUACGCUUUCCCCCAUUCCUGCAGCACCCCAGGGAAUCGCUCAGAUGAAAGUAUGCUUUGAGAUUGAUGCCAAUGGUAUUUUGAAAGUUUCUGCCAUGGAGAAGACCACUGGCGUUAGUUAUAGUAUCACAAUUACAAAUUACAAGGCUUCGCUAUCCACUGAAGAGAUUCAUAGGAUGGUCCUGGACGCAAAGAAAUAUGAAGUUGAAGAUGAUAAGCACAGGAAGAAGGCUAAGGCUAAGGAAGCUUUGGAGAACUAUGCGUACAAAAUGAAGAGCAUUGUCAAUGAUAAGGAGAUUGGUGACGAGCUUGACGCUGCUGGUAAGGAGAAGAUUGAAGCUGCUAUUAAGCACGUGAUUGCCUGGUUAGAUGGUAUCCAGCAUGUGGAGGCAGAUGAGUUUGAGGACAAGCUAAUUGGACUCGAGUUAAUCUGCAAUCCCAUCAUUGCAAAGAAAUCUAGACGACAAUAAGCAAUUGAGCAGCUCCUCUCAUAAAAAAGAUGACAAUUAUUUUGAUGAGGACAAUUAGGACACUAGAGUCUGUAAUAGAACUUUUCAUUUUGAUGAGGACAAUAAUUGAGUAUCCCCGACUUUAUUUGUCCAGACUUAAUUUUGUGUAUUUUUGUUGCCAGAGUGUGUUUAAUUUGAUGUGGCUUUGUUGGGUAGCAGUUACAAAAUUUGAAAUAGAAUUUGUAAUUUAUGGUUUUGUCAUUGUU
Messenger RNA from Alnus glutinosa, 2289 nucleotides. Its product is annotated as heat shock cognate 70 kDa protein-like. The coding region runs from base 188 to 2044 and encodes 618 amino acids. Gene Ontology annotation, cellular component: cytoplasm. Gene Ontology annotation, molecular function: ATP-dependent protein folding chaperone; ATP binding; misfolded protein binding. The record is from RefSeq and is a predicted model, not a curated record. The transcript has 2 exons. Lineage: Eukaryota; Viridiplantae; Streptophyta; Magnoliopsida; Fagales; Betulaceae. Gene Ontology annotation, biological process: protein refolding; cellular response to unfolded protein.